GUGCAGCUAAAGUGGUAGGUACACUUAAUGCAUACAUUGUGCGCAUGGAGGUGUUUCAGAGAGCCAGCCGCGACUGGAUCAAGAACGAGGUCUUACGGAGUGUUAUUGCUGUCAUGACUGCAGAACCCUCAAACUACUUCCUCACCCGGCAACCGGCCCCGUUCACUACAAUUGUGAAGGAGCUCGACACCUUAAGUAACACCACACGCAUAGACGUGUACAAGCUGCUGUCGUACUUGGCGUGUAGUGUCAACUAUGUGCCGUACCAGGAGCUGGUUACACUGGCAGAGAUUGUUGCCAUGACAACGGACGCCUUGCUGAUGAGGUUGACGAUUCACCACGGUGCUGCGGCAGGUAUACAUGGUUAG
This is a messenger RNA of Sphaeroforma arctica JP610, 368 nucleotides long. RefSeq lists its product as hypothetical. The record is from RefSeq and is a predicted model, not a curated record. The transcript is spliced from 3 exons. NCBI's taxonomy places the organism in Eukaryota, Ichthyosporea, Ichthyophonida. The coding region runs from base 45 to 368 and encodes 107 amino acids.